Molecule: messenger RNA, 1248 nt
Organism: Alternaria alternata
Lineage: Eukaryota; Fungi; Ascomycota; Dothideomycetes; Pleosporales; Pleosporaceae
Product: arginine-tRNA-protein transferase 1
Exons: 6
Coding region: 1-1248 (415 amino acids)
Biological process (GO): protein arginylation
Cellular component (GO): cytoplasm
Molecular function (GO): arginyl-tRNA--protein transferase activity
Source: RefSeq, a predicted model, not a curated record
AUGCAGUCCAGUGUGACGCCUUUCGGGGCGAGUUACUACUUCUCGUCGAAAAGCUUGACCGUUGAGGUCUACCAAAUCCUCGUGGACCGCGGUUGGAGAAGAUCUGGUACCAUCUUUUACAAGCCGGAUGUGCUGCGACACUGCUGUCCACAUUACACGAUUCGUCUACCCGUAGUCUCCUUCAAGCCCUCGAAGGAUCAAAGAAAAGCCGUCAACCACUGGAAUGACCAUGUGCUAGGGGAGUCUUAUAUGAAAGAGGCUUCCAGACUCUACCCGAUAUCCAAAGAGGAGAAAGCUCGGUUCAAAAACACAUUUGAUCUCACUCGUGAGAUUCACAAGACCGAAUAUGACAAUGUCAAACGACCGCCGGAGCCCGCACACCGCUUUGAGGUAACACUGGAGCCAGCAGCGUUCACGCUCGAAAAGUAUGAGUUGUUCAAAAACUACCAGCAGAACGUGCACAAAGAGAAACCCCACGAGAUCUCUCAAGCAGGCUUCAAACGGUUUCUGUGCGAUUCGCCGUUGAAGCAGACUACCAGGACCGUCGAGGGCAAAGAGCAGCUGCUCGGAUCGUACCACCAAUGCUACCGGCUUGAUGGACGGCUCAUUGCGAUGGGUAUACUCGAUCUGCUACCCCACUGCGUUAGCGGCGUCUACAUGCUCUACCAUUCCGACUAUGAACAGUGGCAGUUCGGAAAGUUGAGUGCGCUACGAGAAGCCGCGCUGGCGCUUGAGGGCGGCUAUCAGUACUACUAUAUGGGAUACUACAUCCAUUCUUGCGUCAAGAUGAAGUACAAGGGCGAUUACAAGACUCAGCAUGUUCUCGAUCCCGAAACAUACGAGUGGCACCCGCUCGAAGGCGAAAUGCGCGCUCUGCUUGAUAAGAAGCCAUAUGUCUCCAUGUCUAGGGAGCGUCGCAGGAAGGAGAUGGGCAUCGAUGGAGAGCAAGAUGAUUACUCCGAUUAUCCCUAUCCGACAGCUGCUGAGGCUGGCAAGGCUGUCAACAAGGGCGUGUCGUUGUUUGAACUCAAGGUGCCGGGCCUUAUGACUGCUGAAGAGAUUGAACAGCAACUCGACCUGGCCACGAUGCCUAUUCGCGUUGGUGGGAGGAUGGCGGAAGCUCAGGACCUGGUCUCUUGGGACGGCAGCGAGCUGAGGAAUUCAAAGUCGAUUAGGGGUGUUAUUGGUGAGAUGGUUGCGUGCAUGGGGCCAGAAGUUGCAUGGCAGGUUGUGGUGCAGUUGGGCUGA